Messenger RNA from Mycetomoellerius zeteki, 1694 nucleotides. RefSeq lists its product as uncharacterized. The record is from RefSeq and is a predicted model, not a curated record. The transcript has 7 exons. Bases 22 to 1143 code for a protein of 373 amino acids. Lineage: Eukaryota; Metazoa; Arthropoda; Insecta; Hymenoptera; Formicidae.
CUAAUUAAACGAUAAGCGAUCAUGGCAACGCCCACCUGUGAUAAGAAAGCGAGAGUGAUCGUUUUAGGAGGGUGCGGUUUCAUCGGCCGCAAUCUCGUGGGGUAUCUGCUGGAUAACGAUCUGGUAUCCUACGUGCGAGUCGUGGACAAAGUACCACCGCAGACUGCAUGGCUCAAUGCGAAUCACCAGCGGGUGUUCGAACAUCCUUUGCUCGAAUUCAAGAGCGCUAACUUGAUUAACAUAGUGUCCUGCCAAAACGCGUUUUCCUGUAACGAGCCUAUCGAUUAUGUGUUCAAUUGUGCUGGAGAGACAAAGAGUGGUCUCACAGAUCCGGUGUAUAAAGAAGGUAUCUACAAAUUGAGUCUGAACUGCGCCCAGCAAGCAGCAAAGAUUAGAGCCUUGCAUUACGUGGAGAUAUCUUCCGGCAAUCUUAACGCUUCAGAAAAGACUCCUCACAAAGAAGAUGACGCCGGAGAACCAUGGACAUUUGUCGCAAAAUACAAGUUACAAGUGGAACACGAAUUCAAGAACAUACCAGACUUGAAAUAUACCAUACUUAGACCGGCUAUUGUAUAUGGUUGUGGUGACAGAAAUGGCCUAGCACCAAGACUGGUAGUGGGUGCAGUUUAUAAGCAUUUAGGAGAGAUGAUGAAAUUACUCUGGGGACCGUAUCUUCAUAUGAAUACGGUUCAUGUGAGGGAUGUUGUCAGAGCUAUGUGGCACGUAGCUAACAGACCAGAAACAAUAGGCCAGACAUAUAAUCUCGUGGAUGAAGGAGAUUCUACUCAGGGUUCUAUCAGUGCUAUAGUCUCGGAAUUGUUUAAUAUUAAUCACGAUUACUGGGGCACUGCGCUAUCUACACUGGCUAAAACUGAUAUGAGCUCUGUUGUCGAGGAGGUAAAUGACAAACACAUGGCCCCUUGGGCAGAAGCAUGUCGCAAAGAUGGAGUGGAGAAUAGUCCUCUGUCCCCAUAUAUAGAUCAAGAACUUCUAUAUAAUAAGCACUUGUAUUUACAGCCCGGAAAAUUAUCGAACACUACGGGAUUUAUGUACUUGUACCCUAAAUUAACAAAAGAUGCUCUUACAGAGGUACUUAAUGAUUAUGUAAGCAUGAGGAUUUUUCCAUAUUCCUUGGUUCUGUGAACUUAGCAAUACCGACUGCCGAAUUUGAAUAUCGAUUCUCUUUUACACGAAGAUGCUACAAAUACUGGAUACGGUACGACGCCGAGCGUCGUUUUCACCUUGUGCCUAGAAGGAUUCUAUAUUAGUUACAUAUAUUCUAUUAUACACGUUAUAUACAUCUUUACUUGACGUUUUACACGCCAGUAAAUAUCGCUGAAUGAGAUUUUAGAAAAAUGCAUAUAUAUGAAAUUUGGAUAUUUCGUAGACGGCCUAUUGCCAAUGUGAUAAAGUAGCAAUUAACGUACUUAAUUUUAACUUAGUUCUGCAAGUACAGAACAUUUUCGCACCUUAAAAAUGACUAGUCAAACAGUGACGUUUAAGAAUGAUUCGGAACAAAUUCUUGUACAUGAGGAUAAAUAUAUAUAUGUAUAAGAAUACUUAAACUUUAAGACGUUCAUGGUUUAUGAAUCAAUUUCAAUGAAUGUUUUAGAAGAUCAUUGAUCAAAAAGAAAUGCUUUUUAUAUACUAUUUUUUCAAGACUGGACUGCGUACCAAUAAAAUUGUUGAAAACC